Messenger RNA from Neoarthrinium moseri, 1191 nucleotides. RefSeq lists its product as uncharacterized. Gene Ontology annotation, biological process: proteolysis. The transcript has 4 exons. The record is from RefSeq and is a predicted model, not a curated record. Lineage: Eukaryota; Fungi; Ascomycota; Sordariomycetes; Amphisphaeriales; Apiosporaceae. Bases 1 to 1191 code for a protein of 396 amino acids. Gene Ontology annotation, molecular function: serine-type endopeptidase activity.
AUGAAGGCUGCCACUAUCCUCUCUCUGCUGCCUUUGGCAAUCGCUGCCCCGGCCUCCAAGCGUGCCGGUGGCCCUGCCCCCCUCCUGAAGCCCCGUGAUGCUGGUGACAACCUGAUUCCCGGCCAGUACAUCGUCAAGAUGAAGGAAGGCAUGAGCACCGCCUCCAUCAGCGAUGCCCUGACCCUCUUCCCUGGUGACGCUGAACACGAGUGGCACGAGGGUUCCUUCAAGGGUUUCGCCGCCAAGAUUAGUGAUGAGGAUCUUGCCAGAAUCCAGGACCACCCGGAUGUUGAGUACGUUGAGCAGGAUGCUGUUGUCACCCUCAACGCCUACACCACCCAGACCGGCGCUCCUUGGGGUAUCUCUCGUAUCUCCCAUUCGAGCCGUCAGACCACCAGCUACACCUACGAUGACAGCGCUGGCACUGGUGUCUGUGCCUACGUCAUUGACACUGGUAUCCUGACCACCCACAACCAAUUCGCCGGACGUGCUACGUUCCUCCAGAACUACGCCGGUGACGGCUCCAACACUGACGGCAACGGCCACGGUACUCACGUCGCCGGAACCAUCGGUGGUACCACCUACGGUGUCGCCAAGAAGGUCAGCCUCUUCGCUGUCAAGGUCCUCAACGCCCAGGGCUCCGGUACCAACUCCGGUGUCAUCUCCGGCAUGAACUUCGUCGCCUCCGACGCCCGCACUCGCAACUGCCCCAACGGCGCCGUUGCCAACAUGUCGCUCGGUGGUAGCAAGUCGACUGCUGUCAACAGCGCCGCCGCUGCCAUGGUCAACGCUGGUGUCUUCUUGGCCGUCGCCGCCGGUAACGACGGUGCCAACGCCGCCAACUAUUCGCCUGCCUCUGAGGCUUCCGCCUGCACCGUCGGUGCCACCACCAGCGCUGAUGCCCUUGCCUCAUACUCCAACUUCGGUGCCGUCGUCGACAUCCUCGCCCCCGGCUCCAGCAUCCUGUCCUCGUGGAUUGGUAGCAACUCUGCCAGCAACACCAUCUCCGGUACUUCCAUGGCCUCCCCCCACGUUGCCGGUCUCGCUGCCUACCUCCUGGCCCUCGAGGGUGAGAGCACCCCUGCUGCCCUUUGCACCCGCAUUGGCACCCUGGCCACCAAGAACGCCAUCAGCGGUGUUCCCUCCAGCACCAAGAACUACCUUGCCUUCAACGGCAACCCCUCCGGUUAA